ACGCCGAGCGUCACUUGAGUGUCAGAUAACCGGAGAGUGAGCUCAGGGAAAGGACGUGUUCGGGAGGCGGUGUGUGUGUGUGUGAACACGCCCGGCUACUUUUUCGACCUGACACAUCCAGCAACCACCACCACCAGCCCCCCCCCCCCUUCCUCCAACAACAACCAGAUCUUCAAUCUCAAACAUUUUACUGCACCGCCUAUUGUAUAUAAACACACGCAGAAACCAUGGCGAACGUCCUGAGAGUUAUCCUGUUAUGUGCUACUUUUACUCUGUUGACCGGACGAGUUAUAGGUGAUAGUGAUGAAUUUGAUCUCUUUGAUGCUCUGCCUGAUGACAUCACUACAAAGCCACCUCCUGCCAAACCUCGCAAUCCUUCAGGUGGAACAGGUGCAGGUGAUUUUAAUUUAUGGGAUUUGAUUCAAACGACUCCAGCUCCUCGUAAACCCACAAAGUCUCCCAAAAAACCACCGAAGAAGGGAGACACUGACAUGAACGAUUUUGACCUGUCCGAUGCUCUUGAUGACAGAAAUGACAACCCUGGAAAGGGAGGUAAUGAUGACUCAGAUCACCCUUCCGUUCCAGGUUCCAAAGGAAAUGACAAACCGAAAGGAGGUAAAAAAAUGGGUACCUCUGACCUUUCAGAUAAAGACCUGGAAGACCUGCUGGGUGGUGGAGACUAUAAACCAGAUAAGAAAAAAUCAGGUGAUGACAUACCUCCAGGUGACCAGGAUCAGGUGGCUUUGCCUGAAACCACAAUAGCUGGAAUUGCCAGUGCUAUAGCAGCAGCUUUAUUGGGUGCUGUAUCCAGUUACAUUGCCUACCAGAAGAAGCAAUUAUGUUUUAAAAUACAAGGGAGUCUUAAUCAACAAUACGUAAAAGGAGAAAAUGCUGAAGCAGGAGCAAUGUCUGAACCUCAAGCUGAACGGAGCCUCCUGCAAGCACAGUCAGAGAAGCCCCCUGCACACAACAUCCAUCAAGUCUAGAUUGGGCACUGAACAUCACAUCCUUUGCCUUGACGCCAACUUCAGCUUAAAUUGGUUUUAACUUUAUUUCAGACAAAAUGGUUAUAUAAUGGAGGGUGAUUCUUUAGAACUUUAGACUGACCCUUUUUAAGUGUGUGUUCAAUUCAGUAUGGUGCAAUUGUUAGAAUAGGUCAGCUGUUUGGUUCAACAUUUGGCUCAGAUCCUACAAGCAAGUAAUGGAUGAAGUCAAAGUAUUUGCCUUGGACGUGAGUCAUUCACUGAAAGUUGUUACUUGGGCAAAGCAUGUAGUUCAGAGAUUCUUUUCAUGGUGCUUAAAGAAAAAAAAUGAAGUUUAAUAUUUGAAGUGUUUGACUAGGGGGUGGGUGCAGGUGGAUCUGUUUGGUACCAUUCUGGCGAAUAGCCUUGGCUAGUUCUGUCUAUUACCAAAGAUGGUUGUAGAAUGAAGAAUGCAUUAUGUUUGGUUCAGCAGUGUGUCCUUGCCCAUUUCCUCUACAUAAAGGUACAAAUGAGACUGUUUCUUUAUAAAAACAUAACAUAGUUGAAUAACUGCAACUGAGCAAAACCGUACUUUUCUCCUUUAAUUGAUGUAGUGCUCUCAGAUAUUCUGGAGAAAGCAGUUAGAAUAUAAACAUGAUGUUGGGACAUUAAAAACCGAGUCUGUGGAAAACUUAAAUACAGUAUUCCUACUUUUAACAAGCAAAUAUUGUCAUCAUGUCAAAUAAUCAAAUCAGUCCAUCCUGUUCAUUGGUAACAAAACUUUACAAAUUGUGUUGUUGGGAAUUGUGAAAGGAUGGGCAGACGAUCUGAAAAUUACAUAUUGUUGCCUUGGAUACAAGGUUUGUGUUAGCUAAUGUUAUCUAAUUGCCUACCAGUAAUCUCCGCCUGUAAUAUUGCUUCAAAUUUUACACAGUGACGGCAUUUUUCGAAGAGGCUGUUGUCUUCUGUAAUUUUAUUUUAAGAUUGCAAUCAGCAUCUAACUCCACGAGUCUCUGCUACUGCUUAGACACCUUGCCUUGAUCAGUGCCUGUAGCUGACGUCCACAGCUAAGGCCGUAAACAACACAGAGGAGGAACACAGCAAAACUAUUUAACAUGUCCUGCAGCAUCUCAUCUGUGUCCCUUGUGUUUUGUUGGAUGCAGAAAAGUCUUUACACCAGAAACAAAUUUUUAAUAGUCACUUUUCAUUGUGGUACUUCAGCACAUCUUUAGAUUCUUUUUCAUCAACAUCAUUUAUUACCUUCGGCAAGAGAAACAGCCCAAACCUGGUCAAUGGUUAGAAAUGUACAAGUUGUUCCAACGGCACUUCAAUGUUAGCAGUUACAAUGACCUGAUAUCUUGACAUAGACCAGGCUGGCAGCUGUUCUGCAAAGGCUGACUACCCAUCAGCAACACGAGGCGAUGGCCACCACUAUACAGCAAGUCCAGAAGUAGUUACACUAGAAUCAAAACAUUAACUCUGUUUCUCUAUCCACACCUGCAGUCAGGUCUGCUGAGUUUCUCUAACAUUCUCUGUGUUUGUUUGUUUUCCAGCCUCUGCAGUUUUUGUUUUGCAGUAAGUUUGAUGGCUUUCAUUGUAAAAAUAAUGAUUUUACUUUUAGAAGGUGACUUUUUUGUUUCUAUAUCCUUUAGCUCUGAAAAUGGCCUUUCUGAAAAAAAUAGCCUUCUCUAUAAGAUCUUAGCUUCCCACUAAUAAACAAUGGAAGUCAAUCUUGCAGCUGUUGCAUGGACGACAUCUGUUUCAGAUACUCCAGUUGGAAUAUGGGAACGCUUAAAAACUUGCCUAUUACACUGACUGUUAGGCUUGAUGCUGUCUGUGGGACUGGUAGCAAUAAGCAUUUACAGGAAUGAUGUUAGUGUAGCAUCUGUAAACACUCCCUGUCACAUUGCUAUCUCAUUUGCAGCAUUGUAUAAUACUGUCACUAGCACACACAGCAAACAGAGAGAAAGUGUCUUAUUGUGGACAGAAUGUCAAGUGUGCAAAAUCCUCAAGAUCUGACACCACUGCAAGCAGAGUAACUCUUCAGCGUCAUUGGCCAUCUGGGUGCCAUAUUUAAGCAGUGCCUACAAAAUACUGUGUGCAAUCUUUGCUCUUGUUUAUGUGAGGCGGCAGCAGCAGCUGUUUUCAAUUUGAGAAUGACAGCGGCCUGUCGAAGUACAAUGUUUCAGUCAAUUCUGGGAAAAAUGGCUUUUAAUCUCCCAUUCAUCUCUGUCACUGCCUGACCCUUACUCACUGGGAAUAUACAGCCAGGAAUGCAGCCAAGUUGUUAAUUGCCAAAUACAAGUUAGUGCCUAAAAUCUUGCGAGAUGUGUAACAAAUGCCAGUUGCCCAGUGCUUGGAUGAACUCUGUGGGAAUAGGACCGAAGGGUCUGUUUCCAAACUCUAUAGUUAAUUAGUCGCUGUCACACUAGGAAGCCACUUGUAUUAAUGUGGCAUCACGUCUGUGCCCAGGUUUACUAACUCCAUUUUCCAAUCAUCUUACCCCCUUCCAGCGUGGUUUCCAGUACCUCACUCUGAUAGCCAUUACUCACUCGUAUGUUUUGUAUUAACAGUGAGUGGAAGGAGACUUGUCUGUCAAAAAUCUAAAUUUACAGCUAAGCCCAAUCGUCAGGAACGAAAACAGAUUCACCCUAACCCUAUUCCUCAUCCAGGGGCUAUGAGAUAAACUGUUGUAACAGUGCUGUCCUAAGUAUCUGUAGAAUUUACAAUGGGGAGGCUCUAGAUGCCAAUUCAGCAGGUUCACCAAAACCACCAAGUAAAUAGAAAAGACCAGGGACUGCCUACUAUAAUUUUCAGCCAAAUCGAAAGAUCCAGAAGGUGCCAAUGAUUUUACUCUUCAAAACCAGAACUAUAACCAAACCAGUGAGUUUUUAACUGAUUGAUUAAGUGGCAACUGAAAAUGGUGCUGUUAUCUCUCAUUGUGAAACCACUUUUGCUCAUACAGGCUACUGUCAAUGCUCUAAAGAUUUGAGAUCCAAUUCCAUGGGGCUGCUCCCCAAUAACUGGCCACCUUCACACAGUCAGUAAGUUGUUGCUGAGAUCUGGGGAAUGUACAGAGAAACAGGAAUAUUUUGCAGAGCUGAAUUAAGUUUGAGUUGAUCACUUAAUUCAGGCCAGAGUUACAAAAUUUAAAAGGCAUCCAGUAAAAGGUGGCAUGGUGGCUCAGUGGUUAGCACUGUAGCGUCACAGCGCCAGGGACCUAGGUUCAGUUCCAGCCUCGGGCGACUGUCUGUGGGGAGUUUGCACAUUCUCCCUGUGUCUGCGUGGGUUUCCUCCAGGUGCUCCGGUUUCCUCCCACAGUCCAAAGAUGUGUAGGCACGGUGGAUUGGCCAUGCUAAAUCGCACGUAGUGUUCAGGGGUGUGUGGGUUAUAGGGGGAGGAGUCUGGGUGGGGUGCUUCAAGGGGUGGUGUGGACUUGUUGGGCAGAAGGGCCUGUUUCCACACUGUAGGGAAUCCAAUCUAAAUGAGUAGGAAGUGUUUGGAGGGAGAUUGCCCUCGUGCAGGCAAAUGGGACGAGAUCAGUUUAAGAUAUCUGGUAAGCAUUGAUGAGUCAUAGAGUCAUAUAGAUUGGAAACAAGUCCUAUGGCCCAACCUGGUCCAUGCUGACCAUUAUGCCCUCUCAGCUAGUUCCAGUUGCCCACAUUUGGUCCAUAUCCCCCCAAACCCUUCCCAUCCAUGUACCUAUCCAAAUGUUUUUUUAAACGUUGCUAUUGUUGCCUCGGCCACUUUCUCAGGCAGCCCAUUCCAAAUACACACCACUCUCCACAUGAAGAAGCUGCCCUUCAAAUCCUUCUUAAACCUCUCUCCUUAAACCUAUGCCCUCUAGUAUUCUAUUGCCUGUCCCUGGGGAAUAAAAAGACUAUAUGCAUACAUUCCUAUCUAUGCCCCUCAUGAUUUUAUACACCUCAAAAAGAUCACCCCUCAUUCUCCUACAUUCCAAGGAAUGAACUCCUAUCCUGGCCAAAGUCUCCCUAUAACUCAGGCCUACUAGUCCUGGCAACAUCAUAAAUCUUCUUUGCACACUUUCCAGUUUAACUAUCCUUUUCCUAUAGCAGGGUGACCGAACUGUGUAUAAAAUUCCAAUGACUGAUACAACUGUAACACAACGUCCCAACUCCUAUACUCAAUGCUUCAACCAAUGAAGGCCAGCAUACUAAAUGCCUUCUUCACCACCCUAUCCAUUUGUGACGCUUCUUUCAACAAACAAUACACUUGUACUCCCAGGUCCGUCUGUUCAACAACACUCCUCGGGACCUUACCCUUUACUGGAAAGUCAAAUCAAGGUAGGACUUGUAUAAAGUGCAACACCUGACAGUUGUCUGUAUCGAACUGCAUUUACCAAUCUUCAGCCCACUUCCCCAUCUGAUCAAGAUCCCCCUUUUUUUGAUAACCUUCUUUGUUAUCAACGAAAGCUCCUAAUCUUGUAUCAUCCACAAACUUAGUAAUCAUGCCUUGUACAUUCACAUCCAGAUCACUUAUGUAAAUAACAAAAGGUCCCAGCACUGACUCCUGUGGCACACCUUUAGUCUUUUGAAUCUAAUUAGCUAGCUCUCCCUGGAUCCCAUGCCACCUAAUCUUCAUGACUAGGCUGCCAUGCAGGACCUUAUCAAAGUUAAAAGUCCAGAUAGUCAAUAUCCACUGGCCUCACCCUCAUCUAUCCUCUUGGCUACCGCUUCGAAAAACUCUACUAGAAGAUUUGUUAGUCAUGACUUCCCAUGCACAAAUCUGUGCUGAUUAUCCUAAAUCAUACCUUGACUUUCCAAACAUUAGUUAAUCCUGUCCCUCAGUAUCCUCUCCAAUAACUUGUCUACCACUGAUGUCAGGUUCCCUGGCUUGUCUUUGCUACCUUCAUAAACAAUGGAACAACAUUAGCCACCCUCUAGUCGUCCGGAACUUCACCAGCGGCUCAAGAUGAAGCAAAAAUCUCUGCAAGGGCCUCUGCAAUUUCUUCCCUCGUCUCCCACAAUGUCCAAGGAUGAACUUGAUCAGCCCCAGGGGAUUUAUCAACCUUAAUGCACUUUAAGACUGCAAACACGUCCUCUCUGGUAAUGUGUCUGCAGUCCAAAACAUCUCCACUUGUUUCCCUUAUUUCCUUAGUAUCAAUGAUUGUCUCCUUAGUAAACACUGGGGAGAAAUAUUCAUUAAAAAUCUCCCCCAUCUCCUGUGGCCCCAAAUAGAUGGCCGUUACUAAUCUUUAAGGGGACCUAUUCUCUAACAGCCACCCUUUUAACCUUACCUGCCAGAUCCAUCUCAUACCCACUUUUUGCUCUUCUGAUUUCCCUCAAGUACACUCCUACAUUUUUUGUAGGCAUAGCUUAAAUCCAACGUAUGCCUUCUUUUUCCUGACCAAAGCCUCAAAAUCCCUUGUCAGCCAGAGAUCCCUAAACCUUUCAGCUUUACCCUUUACCCUAAUAGGGACAUACUAUCCCCACACACUUGAUAUCACAGCUUUAAAAGCCUCCCAUUUGCCAGUCAUUCCUUUUCCUUCAAACAGACUCAACCAGUACACCUCUGCUAGAUCAUGCCCGAUAGCCCCAAAAUUGGCCCUGCUCCAGUUCAGCAUCUUAACCUGUGGACCCGUCUAUCUUUUUCCAUAAUUAUGUUAAAACUAAGAAAGUUAUGGUCACUGAACCCAAAGUGCUCUCUGUCUGAUACUUCAGUCACUUGCCUGACCUAGUUUCGUAAGAGGAGGUCCAGUGUGGUGCCGUCCAGAGUAGGAUCCUCUACAUAUUGAUUUAGGAAACUUUCCUAUACACAUUUGACAAAUUCUGUCCCAUCCGGGCCUUGUACACUCUGGGUGACCCAGUCAAUACAGGGGAAAUUGAGUUGGACUAAAGGGCCUGUUUCCAUGCUGUACCAAUCUUUGUGAUGUGAUCAAGUGUGUUUCUGAACACGUGUGCCCACAUCAACAGGGAUAGUUCUGAAUAUGGAACUUUAAUAGGCUGACUAUAAUUAGUCAUAAAAUGCAAGAAACCAUUGAGAAUAUUUGCAAUAAAUCAUAUACGUACAUGUCUUUAACAUGCAUAACAAAUAUAUAAGAAAUGUUUUUAGUUUUCAUUCGCUGAUAAGCGAAUCAGAUGUUCUGCUUGGGAGAGAUACAGCACCAUGCGCAUGAUUGACAAUCCAUUCAUAGGGGUCGCACCUCCAGGGAUGCCCCGCUCCCCUGUCUUCCACCACCCUCUCACGUCAGCGAGACUUUGUCUGCAAUUGCUCUGAUGUUCAGCAUCAAGUAUUUCCAAAAAAAAUGCUUCUGUGGAUUUGCCAAUUCUAUUUUUAUUUUGGGUGUAACUUAAUGAAAUUGUAGAUUUAGGCACAACUUGACAUCAGGCAGAUAGGCCCAAAUUCAGGUGCAACUUUUAAGUUGUGUCCAAAGAAGAAACACCAAAAAUGACAAUCCUCCGCCUGUGUACAACUCCAGCUCCCUUGCAGGACACUGAUUUUCAUCACUCCCUUGUUGACAGCCAUCCUUUGAACUGUCUGGAUCCUAAUCGUCUCGUUUUCCCUAUCUAAACCUCUCUUUUUACAUCAGGAACAAAAACAAAGUUGCUGGAAAAGCUCAGUGGGUCUGGUAGCACCUGUGAAGAAAAAAAAAUCAGAGUUAACAUUUUGGGUCCAGUGACCUUUCCUCAGAACUCUCCAUUUACAUCCUCUUUUAUGACACUCCUUAAAACUUGCCUUUUGCCAUUUUGGUUACCUGUCCUUAAAACCUAUGCAGAUUUGUGCCAAAUUUCAUUUUACAAGUUCUCCUGUAAAGUGUCUCGCUUAAAGGAAACCAAGAAAUGUGAGUUGAUAUUGUAUCCUAAAUACAAGACUUGACUAAGGAAAGUGCAAACCAAAUCUCAAAAAUGAGCACGACACUGAGCAUUGUGGUCUCUUCAAGGCAUCUCACAGGUGGAAGUGUGUGUGUUUGUGCCCCCUUGAGGUUAUAACCAGACAGUAUGAGAGCUGGAUUGCAAGUAAAUAGGCUGAAGGAAAAACAUGGUGCUUGGCCCAUGUUUGAUUUGAAGUUUAUUCCACAGAUUUUUCUUCCUUUACGUGGCUUUUAAAUAUCAAGAGAAAACAGCUACUUUCCAUAAAAUGCCCAUGUUAUAUGGUUAGUGUUACCUUCUAAAUGUUGACUUGUUUCGAUUGUAGUUUCCAGUAGUUUCAGUCAUGCCAUAAAUCUGCUGGUUAACUUAUACAAGAAUGAGAAAUAAUCCUCCGUCGGAAAUACAUCAGCAGCAAAGCAAAGUGGAACAUUUAUGCAGUGUCAGCUCAUGAAUGAAGCUAUAACUGAACCCUUAGAAUUUAUCUGUUAUUUUCAUGUGUGUAGUUGGGUGAGUUCUAAUGAAAUUGGUCAAAAGCAAAGAUCGGCUAGAGUCAAAAAUGAUGUGUUGUGAUGCACAAAGGUACAACUUUCCAAAAAUGCAAUAAAAUAUGACACUGAAUAAAGCAAAUGCAGCAAGAUUUUAGAAGGAAUGGGUAAUCAACUAUUAAAUGCAUAACCAAGAGUAAAAGCACUGCAAAAAUAUUCCCAAGGCUUUUGUGUGAUUUUGUUUUCUGUAAGCUAAUGUUAAUAAACCAGUUCUAGAUUUGAUCUUUCUAAUAAAUGAUGACAUUUUGGUUAGAAUUAGCGGUCUCAUAAUUCCAGAGGAGGUGUGACAUAGUAAACCAUGUUCAGCAUCAAAAUCAGUUAAAGUUUGUACCUCAGUGACUCAAUAAUUGAACUGUAACCAAAUUGAAAGCUCUGAAUAAACUUGUACAUUAA
Stegostoma tigrinum is the source of this 8730-nucleotide messenger RNA. It is a transcript of the gene cd99l2, whose product is annotated as CD99 molecule-like 2. The record is from RefSeq and is a predicted model, not a curated record. Bases 228 to 986 code for a protein of 252 amino acids. The transcript is spliced from 11 exons. Lineage: Eukaryota; Metazoa; Chordata; Chondrichthyes; Orectolobiformes; Stegostomatidae.